Molecule: messenger RNA, 171 nt
Organism: Drosophila grimshawi
Lineage: Eukaryota; Metazoa; Arthropoda; Insecta; Diptera; Drosophilidae
Product: dolichyl-diphosphooligosaccharide--protein glycosyltransferase subunit 4
Exons: 2
Coding region: 67-171 (34 amino acids)
Cellular component (GO): oligosaccharyltransferase complex
Source: RefSeq, a predicted model, not a curated record
CAUUCCGAGUGAUAUCAGCACGCCUAAACAAAAACCGGCUUGUUUUUUCGCAGAAAAAGUAUCAAAAUGAUUACCGACGUGCAAUUGGCAAUAUUUUCUAAUGUUUUGGGCGUAUUCCUGUUCCUGCUUGUUGUUGCCUAUCACUACAUCAACGCCAACACGGGCAAGUAA